AUGGCUGUUAAUCUCCCUGGACUAGUGGCUGUCAUUGUUUUUGACAUGCUGAUUCUUGCAACCGGAAUUUGGGCUUCUCGAAAAUCAAAGCAAGAAGACAAAGCAUGCUCUGGAACCAAAAGUGAGGUGGCCAUGGUUGGAGGCAGGAACAUUGGAACCUUGGUUGGGAUUUUUACAACAACAGCAACAUGGGUUGGAGGAGGCUUCAUCAAUGGGAUUGCCGAGGUAACCUAUCUGCCGCAUCGUGGAGUAAGCUGGGCGCAGGGACCCCUUAGUUAUUCUUUCAGUCUUAUUUUUGGUGGCCUUUUCUUUGUUAAGCCAAUGCGAUCCAAGCAGUAUGUCACAAUGAUGGACCCAUUCCAAGAGAAAUUUGGGAAAGUGAUGGGGAGCCUCCUCUUCAUCCCAGCUGUAUUGGGAGAUAUAUUUUGGUCAGCUGCUGUUCUUGCAGCGUUGGGUGCUACAAUGACUGUAAUUUUGAAUAUUGAAACCUAUUUGUCCAUCAUCCUGUCAGCUUGUGUGGUUACAAUAUACACACUACUGGGUGGCCUCUAUUCGGUGGCAUAUACAGAUGUGAUGCAAAUGGUCUUUAUUGUCAUCAGUCUGUGGUUCUGUGUGCCCUUUGCCAGUAUGAAUCCAGCAGUUGCAGACAUCAAAUACACCAUGGUAAAUGAACUUUAUCAGAGCCCAUGGAUCGGUAAAAUAGAGAAGAAUCAGAUCUUCCGAUGGAUUGAUGAUCUUCUUUAUUUGAGUUUGGGAGGUAUUCCUUGGCAAGUGUAUUUUCAGCGAGUCCUUGCAUCAUCAAUUUCUCGAGCAAGAAAGACAUCUUAUGUAGCCGGCAUUCUCUGCUUCACAUAGUCUUUCCCUUCCAUCAUUAUCGGAGCAGUUGCUGUAUCUACAGACUGGAAUCAGACAAGCUACGGUUUACCAACUCCAGAUGAGAGACAAGAAUCGAGCAUGAUAUUGCCCAUUGUCCUUCAGUACCUGUGCCCUGUUUAUAUUGCUAUGUUGGGAAUUGGUGCUAUUUCAGCAGCAGUAAUGUCAUCUGCAGAUUCAUCACUUUUAUCAGCAAGCUCAAUGUUUGCACGCAAUAUCUACAAGACUAUUAUCAGGAAAAAGGCUGCCGAGAAGGAAGUGAUAUGGGUUAUGCGGACUACAGUGGUUUUGUUUGGAGCUUUAGCUACCACACUGGCAAUUGUAACAAAUUCAAUUUAUGGCCUGUGGUUCCUGAGUUCAGAAUUCGUGUAUGCCAUACUGUUCCCACAGCUUGUCUGUGUCCUCUUUAUCCCAGCUACCAACAUCUAUGGAUCAGCUGCAGGAUAUGUGAUUGGAUUAACCUUGAGACUAUUAGCUGGUGAACCUUUCCUUCAAAUCCCACCAAUAAUUCAAUAUCCAGGCAUUUCCUUUAAGAAUGGCACCUUUGAACAACUUUUUCCAUUUAAAACUUUCACAAUGCUGCUGUCCUUACUUUCCACUGUCAUGUUCUUAUUGGCUUCAUUUGUAUUUAAGAGAAAGAUUCUGCCUGUAAGAUUUGAUGUUUUCAAAAUUACUGAAAAAGUAAGAGAGGUGCCCACAGCACGGGAUGAACAAAUUACUUUAAAAGAUUGCAGAAAUCAUAAACCUGAGUCUGACAAGAACAAUGUGUAA
Messenger RNA from Pristis pectinata (smalltooth sawfish), 1644 nucleotides. Its product is annotated as high affinity choline transporter 1-like. The record is from RefSeq and is a predicted model, not a curated record. NCBI's taxonomy places the organism in Eukaryota, Metazoa, Chordata, Chondrichthyes, Rhinopristiformes, Pristidae. Gene Ontology annotation, cellular component: plasma membrane. Gene Ontology annotation, biological process: choline transport; transmembrane transport; acetylcholine biosynthetic process. Gene Ontology annotation, molecular function: choline:sodium symporter activity.